AUGGCAACUCGAGCGGCUGCAUUUUCAUCUAAAAUUCGAGCAUUAAAUGAUUUUUAUAAUAAUAUUGCGACUGGUGUAACACCACUACCUAGUGGAUAUGAUAUUGCUAAUGCUGUUAAAUAUUUCUCUCAAGCUCUUUUGGGAGUCUUGAAAGAAAUGACAAUUGAAUCAAAUCAAGAACAAUCAACUGGUAAACAUUCAUAUCGUAUUAGUAAAUAUCCAACAUUGAAUUAUUCAUCUUUAUAUCAUUCAUUGAUUAAUCUAAUCGAUGUGGUACCAUUAAUACAAACUGGCGAUGUUGCAUUAGCACAAUCAAUUAUCCAUGCACUUGCUUGUUUAGCACCAUUUUUACCUUAUGAAUUACUUGAUGCAUUACCAUAUACAUUUGCAACAACAUUAACUAUAUUUCCAUUUGAUGUUCAUAAAGAAACACUUGAUAUGUUAUGUAAUACACUUUUACCGAUUAAUAUGGCUUAUACGGAAUAUCCUGAACAUUCAAUGACAUUGACUUCAAUAGCAUCAAUUCUUUUUAUUGUUUUUGAAAAUAUUGAUAAUGCCGUAUAUCAUGCUCAAAUUAUGGAAUGUUUAUUAAGUUUAAAAGCGGAUUUAAUUUAUGAUAUUCUCUUUGUCAUUGCACAUGGAGCUGCAUCAGCUAGAGCUGCUGCAUCGAAUUUACUUUUUUUCUAUUGGCCUAUGUUAAAUCCGACUGGAGUUGAUCGACGUUCCAUACAUUUUAAAUUUAUUCCUCGAAAACCAAUCAUAUGUCAAACAGAACGAUGUUUAGAACGAAGAAAUAUAGCAUCAAAAGUUUGUGUUAAUAUACUUUUAUCAAUACAUGGUCAUGAUACACCACCUCCAUUAUAUAUGUGUACUGAUUGUUAUAAAAAUUCUUCCAAAGAUAUUCAAAAAUAUUGUCGUAAUGUUCUUUGUCCUGUAUCAGAAAUUGAUUUACAUUGUCAAAAUAAAUUAUGUAUCUCAGAAAAAAAGAUAACACACGCUGUUUGUUAUUCAAUUGAAUGUUGUUUAUCAAAUGGUAAUCAUCCGAUCAGUUUAUGUCGACAAUGUCAUGAACGACGACAUAUUGAUUCAAAUCAUGUUUAUCAAGAAACAUUAAUUGAUAUGUGGCGUUUAUCUGCUGAUGUACAAAAUCAUUGUGUUGAAGCUAUAAUUAGUCUUUUACGUGAAACUGAUAAUACAGAAGAAAAACGUAUUGUUGAUUCAAUGAGUGAUGAAAAAAAAUCGAUUCUUGUUGAAAAUAUUGAUAAUACAACAAAUAUGUUUUUAAGUUUGGAUAUUGAUGUUGGAAGAAAAUUAUUAAGUCGAUAUGGAAU
Messenger RNA from Adineta steineri, 1331 nucleotides. The record is from the annotation of a GenBank genome assembly. Lineage: Eukaryota; Metazoa; Rotifera; Eurotatoria; Adinetida; Adinetidae.